AUGUCUGUAUGUACUAGUUGGAUUGGCACCGAGCAAAAGUAACUAAGAAAAGAAAAAGAGAAGACAAACGGAAAGUGCGCGUGUUUGUCUAGUGAGUGUCAAAGAGACGGAAAUAGGGGAAAAAGAGCUCCCGGGAGAAACUGAACACGAAAAUUGAUUUAUGUGGGAACGAAGUUGGUUUUGGUUUGGUGAUUGGCAAUUGGAAAGUGGAAAACGAUUGCGAGUGUCCCUCACAUUUCUCUCCGUUUAUUCAGCUUUUGCGAUUGCUCUCCCACACUCCUCAUUCACGAUAAUCUCUCGUCGAAAAGGCAGGAAAAAGAGAAUUUAUUACCAAAAAGGGAGCGGGACAAACAUGGCGAGGCGAGGGAGUAAAGUUGAAAUCGGAUCUUUUUGCAGGAAACAUGCGAACGAGCAUGCGGCAAGUGGCGGAAUGUGGCGGUGUGCGAGAAGCCGGUGGAGCACGGAGACUGCCAGCUCGCCAUUCCGAGGUGCGUUUGAAAGCCAGGUUUUGAGUGGGAAGAGAGCGUUGAAAUGCGCAUAUAUUAGGCGGGAAAAACAUUGAGUCAUAGUCUCAUAGACGUACAGUUUUCAUAGACUUUGAAAGCUACCGCUGCAGGCUGGAAUGUGAACAUUUCGAUGAUAACUCCUCGUUUCGCCUUCUUGUUCACAAACCAUUCCCGCCUCGUUUUCCCUCGCUCUCUCGCUCACUCACUAAAUAUUUGUCCUUGUACCCUUUGCCUUCAAAGUUUCAAUGUUUCCAAUCAUUCCAGAUGGCACUACGACACAGCUUCCUCCCAAUGCAAAAUGUUCAUGUGGACCGGAUGUGGUGGAAACGGAAACUCGUUCUCCUCAAAAGAAGACUGUGAAUCUCUGUGUCGUGCCGAGACCUCGUGGUCCAACACCACGGACUUCUGCACUUGGGAACGAUCGACCGGGCCGUGCAUCGACUCUAUCUCCAUGUGGUACUUUGACUCGAACGAUCUCGACUGCAAACCGUUCACGUACGGAGGCUGCAGGGGCAAUCAGAACCGGUUUGUGAGCAAGGAACAGUGCCAGCAAAGCUGCAGAGCCGGAGGAAUCGUCCAAAGCAAAGCGGAAGUGUGCACGCUGCCAUUCGAAACGGGGCCGUGCAGACUGGACGUUCAGAAGUACUUCUACGACCCGGUGACGCAGUCUUGUCAGGUGUUCUACUACGGAGGAUGCGAGGGAAACGGCAACAAGUUCGACACGGAGCUCGACUGCUACAGACUGUGUUCGAGCGUGAAAGUGGAAGCGGGAGAGCCGCAGGUGGCUCAGCUCUCGUCUGCGACCACUCCGGUCAUUUACAUCGUCGACAAGGCGCCGAUCUUUGUUGGGAUGACUGUAAGUUGCCCCAACUUCACAAACGCAUUCAACUUUCCUUUUCAGUUCCGAAUUCGCUGCAACAGUUACGGAAUAAUACCAAUCACGUGGUACAAGAACGGAGGACUUCUUCAGUUCGGCUCGAGAAUCACCGAAGAGAAUGACGACACGCUGGAGAUCGAGGACGCUCACACGAUCGAUUCUGGAGUCUAUUCCUGUGUGGCCGGGCAAGAAUCCCGUAUGAGCGAAGGCGUCGAGGUGAUGAUCAAGAGACUGAAUGGCACCAGAACCACGCCCCGUCCACUGCUCACUCCUGCUCCCAACUUCUCAAUGGGCACGAAGCCCACUCCUGCUCCAACUACCAUCGCAACCACUCCGAAGCACACUCCUCGUGCCACUCCGUCCGGAUCCCAUCUCCCGUCCACCUGUGUCGAUUCGGGAACCGCCAGCACCUGCGACCUCGUCGUCAAGAACGGACUGUGCGGAAAGAAGCGAUACGGCACGUUCUGCUGCCGCACUUGCGCCGGACACCUCAAGUUCUGA
Molecule: messenger RNA, 1884 nt
Organism: Caenorhabditis sp. 36 PRJEB53466
Lineage: Eukaryota; Metazoa; Nematoda; Chromadorea; Rhabditida; Rhabditidae
Source: the annotation of a GenBank genome assembly